CAAAACGCCUCCACUCACCAUCCAUGGUCUCUCUCACUGCACUCAUACUCCCAGACGCAUUCGCCAUAGGUUCUCCGCCAAUAGCAGCCGGAAUUACAUCAUCUCAAGGCGCGACUAUAGCCCGGGAAUCCUGUCUCUGUACUUGAGCAAAAGCGUCGCCGUGUUCCCAUGGCGACAAAGAGGGCGAGGCCUACAUUCGAAUUUGUUUCGCGGCCUCCCUCUCAUUGGCCAGCUGUGUUUUUUUUUUUCGCUACACCUGUCCAAUUCAGCGCUGCGAUUGGUUGCUACAUUCAGGCAAAGCGUUGUGGUUGGUUAUCGAGAAGGAAGCGAAAGCGAGUGGAAGUGUGAGUACAGGGGCUGUUGCAGGAGUUGACUUAGCGGUGGGGUCGAAGGAAGACGAUUGCAGAUUUAAAGCACAGUGGAGACGAGGGAAAUAUUGCCUCAGCUAUUCCACAUUUCCAGGAAACUAUAAUUGCAAGCAUCUAUUUGUCAUGGGUGAUGUGUGCACCCAAUUGACACCGGAAACUCCAGGCCGAGCAGCUAUUUUGAAUCCAUUCGAGAGUCCAAGUGAUUAUUGCAGCUUGCAUGAGCCAUUUGUUUCCAGCCCAUCCGUAUUCAAGCCUACAAAAUCUGCUGCAACUCCCCAGCAAUUUAGAUGGUCAAUUGAUCAGCUUGCAGCGAUAAACCCCGUUGAGAUUGACCCAGAAGAUAUCCAUCAGCAAUCCUUGUAUUUAAGCCGUGCAAAAAUAGAUAAGGAAACUGAAGAGAGGAGACAAAAAGCCAUUGAGGAGUUUUUUACAAAGAGAACGAUUGUUCCGUCACCAUGGACUCCACAUGAAGGAAAACAAGCUGCUCCUUUUCAUUCAACAAAAUGUGCCGAUCUUCUUCAUGAAUCCCCUGUAGGGAGAGUUCAAGCUGUACAAAGUGGAAAGAGCACAGUUGGAUGCCAGACACACUUGACAAUACCAGUUGACUUUAAUUUAGAAAAGAUAUUAGGGGAAUAUUUCAGAGCAGAGGAGACUGCAGACCAAUCUCAAGACAAUCUCUGCUCUUCCUCACUUAGAAGAAAGUUAUUUUUGGAUGGUCGUGCCAGUGGAUCUGAAUGUUCAUCGCCAUCAUCCUCACCUCAGGAAGGGCCAUACUAUGACCCACCUACUUCGCUAGGUGUCCUUUGCUCAAUUGAUCUGUCUCCUGUUCGAUGCAGAAGUCCAACGCAAACCCUGAGUUCGGGCCAAUUUUCCUCAAGUCCAAUCCAGGGUGGAAGACGAGCAUACAGUUUGGGAAGCAUUACUAGUCCAACCUUCUUAGAAAAAUCACCUGCAAGUGUUGCUUCUCCAACAUUUUCCCCAAUUGCUAUUAAUCUGGGGAAAACUCCAGAUGCAGAACAGAAAAGGUUAAUCUUUCCUUCCCCUGAAACACUUUCGGCUUCAAUGUCAAUGGUUAAUGCUUGUACCCGGAGCCCUUGCAUUGAAGGGUGCUCUCCAAUAAAAAGUAUUUUUCAAAUCAAAUCAAGAUCAUGUAGAGGAAAUGCACAGUAUCGGACAUCUUUGUUUCAGAUACCAUUUGCCCUUGAACAUCAUAAUGAUGGCAAAGAAAACUCUCCCCCUUCAAGCAUUGAGUCACCUGAAGUUGAUAUUUCAAGUCGGCUUCAUGAACUAGAAAAUAUUGUACCUGAUGGCCACAUAAUGAUGGGAGGGGAACCUAUUGUUUCACCCACUGUUUACAUGCAGCAGGAGUAUUCACAGUCCGAGGAUCUGAAAGACAAUGACACCAUAGAAAUGGUGGAACCUGUGGAAGCUGAAGACGACCAUUCGUGGCCUAAGGAAACCGUGGCUACAGAAAAUAUUCCAAUGACCAGCUUUAUGACCGGCUUCACAUUUAGUGGAGAAAGUUCUCACAUGUGUAUGUCUCCUCUAGCUGAAAGCAGUGUUAUUCCAUGUGAGAACAGCAGCAUUCAGGUGGACAGUGGUUACACUACACAAACCUGUGGGUCUUGCAUUAUGGAUGGGAUUGGAACAGAGAGUACGUACAAAGAGAACGAUGCCCAUAUUUCUGACAUUCAGAAUAAAUGCCAGCAUUUCAAGGUAAAGGACCAGUCCAAAGUCCACCAAGAACAUUGAAGUCCUUGUCACAUUUCCUGCAGUAGCUACAAAUCCUACGCACCGUGUUUAUUUUAAAGAGGACUGUGAAUACCAAUUAAAGACAAUGCAAAUUGUACUGGUUUUUACUGUGAAAAUAGGGUCAGCAGUGUAAUUUAUAAAUGUAUGAGUUCCAGCUGAUUGUGUAGAUAGCUUUGUAUUCAUGUUAGUCUGUCUCAAUGUUGAUUUCACAGCCUUUUGCAAUGCUCUCCUCGGGGAACCUCAGGUAGUGUAUCUACAAUGGUGGCAGAUUUGCUAAGGGCCAGUUUGAAUAAUAUCCUUUGUGUGGAUAAUAUGUAGAAAUGUGAACUGCCUCUGUGUCCAGGUUUAAAAAACAAGAUAUUAUGGUCCUUACACUAAGCUUGCAUUGUUUUGCUCUAAAAUAACAUUUACUGAUUGGUUAAAAAGAAAAUCAGGUUUAAAUGAGACAUUUGUAUGUAUAGAUUUGUUUUAAGCAUUUUCUUAUGUUGUGUUGUAUUUAUUCGUUGACAUGUACACAAUGGUUGUCCCUGUGGUGUCUACAGACGGGGAUGGGAUCAGAAUAAUAUGGUAGCAGUGGAAUGUCUACCCAUGACCUCCCCUGAGCUUCACUGUGAUUGGUUACUCAAGCAGUUCUGUACUAUAUCCAGUUCCAUUUGUGCAUCACAGACCCUUGGAAUUACAAGCAAGAGAACUGUUGUCCUAAAAACCCUAUUUUAUGUGCCUUUUAGCAGCUUUGAAAUAAAUGGUAAUUGAUCACUGCAUAGUCCAUUUGGGAGAAAAUGAUGACUUACUUGAAUACAGAUGUUCUGUACAGUUAGUGGGUGUGAUAACCUGAGCCAUAUAUUUAUAAUGAAACUAUGUCCAGUUUAACUUGAGCAAACCUUUUCACAUGUAGAAUUAUUAAAGAAAAAACAUUUCUGUGUUAA
Xenopus laevis (African clawed frog) is the source of this 3046-nucleotide messenger RNA. RefSeq names its product bora, aurora kinase A activator L homeolog (gene bora.L). NCBI's taxonomy places the organism in Eukaryota, Metazoa, Chordata, Amphibia, Anura, Pipidae. Bases 492 to 2120 code for a protein of 542 amino acids. The transcript has 12 exons. Gene Ontology annotation, molecular function: protein kinase binding. Gene Ontology annotation, cellular component: cytoplasm; nucleus. Gene Ontology annotation, biological process: regulation of mitotic nuclear division; regulation of mitotic spindle organization. The record is from RefSeq and is a predicted model, not a curated record.